Toxotes jaculatrix (banded archerfish) is the source of this 1161-nucleotide messenger RNA. Its product is annotated as glutamine amidotransferase-like class 1 domain-containing protein 3A, mitochondrial. NCBI's taxonomy places the organism in Eukaryota, Metazoa, Chordata, Actinopteri, Toxotidae. The coding region runs from base 307 to 981 and encodes 224 amino acids. The transcript has 6 exons. The record is from RefSeq and is a predicted model, not a curated record.
AGCACGCAGGAGAAACCUGAGAGGAGAAGCUGCGCCUUUACCGGGAAAUAACACAGACCCGUCAUUGUACGGAGAGAAAACAGGCAACUGUCGCAAUGAUCCCGCAAGGUGACCAUUAAUAUCCAGCAGUGUUCCUGGUUUCCUGUAAGUAGCAUGACAUCAGCCUUUGGGACAGCAGGUUGGUGUGGGAGGAGACAGCAGAGGCAGGCAGGACUACAAAGAGUCUGCUUCAGAGCUCAGCCAGCACACCUCUACUGAACAGCUCGAUCACACACACGGUCAGGCCACCUGCAUAUACAAGGAAUCAUGGCGAAGCGUGUUGCAGUUAUUCUCUCAGGCUGUGGCGUCUAUGAUGGCACAGAGAUCCACGAGGCCUCCGCUGUCCUCGUCCACCUGAGUCGUGCUGGAGCAAAAGUGCAGAUGUUUGCUCCGAAUGCAGAUCAGAUGCAUGUGGUAAAUCACUGCGAGGGGAAACCUACAGAGGAGAAAAGAAACAUCCUGCAGGAAAGUGCCCGUAUCGCCAGGGGUGAUGUGACUGAUCUGGCCAAGUUAGAUGUGUCAGCAUUUGAUGCUGCAAUCAUCCCAGGGGGUUUUGGUGUGGCUAAGAACCUGAGUGACUGGGCAGUGAAGAAUAAGGACUGCACCAUCCAGCCACAACUGGAGAAGCUCAUCAAAGCUUUCCACAAAGCUGGAAAGCCUCUGGGCAUGUGCUGCAUCUCCCCAGUCCUGGCUGCCAAAAUCCUGCCUGGCUGUGAGCUCACCGUGGGGCAGGACAAGGAGUGUGAAAAGUGGCCCUAUGCUCAGACAGCAGGUGCUCUGAAGGAGAUGGGCUGCAAACACGUGAACAAGGAUGUGGAAGAAGCUCAUGUUGAUGUCAAAAACAAGCUGGUCACCACCUGUGCCUUCAUGUGCAACGCUCCCAUUCACAAAGUUUUUGAUGGAAUAGGGGUCUUGGUUAAAGAGACACUGAAAAUGGCUUAAUAAGUCUCUAUUACAUUCAGAAUGUUUGUUUUUAAUUUACUAAAAAAGUAGCUGUUUGUGAUUUUCUACACAAGCGCCGUAUUUAAUAUUAACUUGCACUUACAGUAUCUCUGAGCAUUCGUCUUAUGUUAUAUUAUCAGUGUGUUGUUUUGAGACAUUCAAUAAAAGCUACUCUACAAA